This is a messenger RNA of Acaulospora morrowiae, 607 nucleotides long. The record is from the annotation of a GenBank genome assembly. Lineage: Eukaryota; Fungi; Glomeromycota; Glomeromycetes; Diversisporales; Acaulosporaceae.
ACAAGGAUGGCACGAAUCAGUUCGGAGAAUAGUCAUUAAUGAAAAAGACUCGGAAUUACUGCAAGAUACAAAAGAACUACUUAAGGGAACAUUGGGACGAUUUAUAAAGGCCUUCUCUUUAGAUGCACCAAACCCAUUGAAAGAUGUCACGAUGUUAGAAAGACCUCAUCUCAACCAAUUUAUACAUCCGUUAAUUGAUAAUGCAUUGUGGAUUUUUGCAAGUGAGAAUUGCAUUGUUUUCGCUGUACCAGUAGAGUGGAGGAAGGGGUCUUUUAAUACUGAUGUAGUCAAGUGGCAGGCACUUUACUGCAUAAUUACAAAAGUCAUGGCAGAUGGGGCAAGACUAGGGGCGAGGAAUGACAAAAAUGUUAACGACGAUAAGAAGAACAUCAAAAGCAUGAUUCAGCUGUUUAACUAUAUAAUUGUAACAGUGGCUUCAGAACGAAGACAAGUAUACACAGGCCUUCGAGUAUAUGGCGUAACUGCUUGUAAAACCGAACUCUCCCUUACAAUGCUUGAUUUUCAUGUGGACCGUUUUUGUCUUCCAAAAGAUUGGGUAGAUAUGCCUAAUUUCGUUUUUAUGUAUGAAGCUCUAAUAAAAUGGGCA